This is a messenger RNA of Fusarium vanettenii 77-13-4, 827 nucleotides long. RefSeq lists its product as uncharacterized. Bases 27 to 407 code for a protein of 126 amino acids. NCBI's taxonomy places the organism in Eukaryota, Fungi, Ascomycota, Sordariomycetes, Hypocreales, Nectriaceae. The record is from RefSeq and is a predicted model, not a curated record. The transcript has 2 exons.
AGACAACCUGGAAUCGGUCAUCAGCCAUGUGGGAGGAUCGGGCUAUUACAAACGCCUACCGGCGCCUUUAUCGUUGCCUUCUUCAGGCAGUGCAGUACACGAUACCCGCCCGCUUCGUAGUCCGCGACCAGCUGCGCGCCGCCUUCCGGGACCCCAACAUGAGAUACGAUGAAAAUGCCAUCAAGCGGACCGUCUGGUUCCUGGAGGCGGCGGCAAGGGAGAAGGGGAUGGAACACAAGAUCCUCAAGAACCUCGUCAAGGUGCAGCUCGGAAGGGCGUAUCACAGCAGUUGGCAGCCCAUGAGGGGGGAUAUAUCUCCUAUGGGUAAUGUCAAAAUGACUGCGUAUCAACAUUACGAUAUGACAGUGGCUAUGCUCAACAAGACAAUGGGGAUACUUCUGCGUUGAUAUCUGAGUACUUUACUUGGACGUGAGCAGCGAGGAGGAACCUGAUCAUGAAGCAGCUAGUCUAAGAUCAUUCGACUGGUAUUCGAUGAGAGGACUACCUGAGAUGGACUACUGUGCCGAAAGCUGGUUCUCAGCGUAUCUAGCUUGAGCUGUUAAAACACUGCUUUCGGGGCAACACCUGGAGGGUUCAGCAUCACCCUAUCAGAACCGCAGGGGAGCCAUCAACGGGACAAAAAGAUCUGUACAGUAUCUGUAUCACCAAAUUGGCGGAGCAAAGUCACAUCCGCAGACAUUCUGGGUAACGCGGCACGAUAAACUUGAAUAUAUUCUCAGUCGGGAAUUACCGUCAUUCCCAGCACCUGGGGCUCGUCUCGAUAUUACACAUAUAAUACACUCAAACCACGAGAAGAUCCUUGCUAG